Molecule: messenger RNA, 879 nt
Organism: Rhinocladiella mackenziei CBS 650.93
Lineage: Eukaryota; Fungi; Ascomycota; Eurotiomycetes; Chaetothyriales; Herpotrichiellaceae
Exons: 2
Coding region: 1-879 (292 amino acids)
Cellular component (GO): mitochondrion
Molecular function (GO): protein-containing complex binding
Source: RefSeq, a predicted model, not a curated record
AUGUCCCAGGCAGCAAAGAAGAAAGUGGUUGUUGCAGGCGGAAAUGGAUUUCUAGGAUCACGCAUUUGCAGAGCCGCCGUUGCUAGAGGUUGGGAUGUCACCUCCAUCAGCCGCUCUGGUGAGCCUACAUGGGCACAUGUCUCCUCAGAGGUCACUGCUCCCUCAUGGUCAACUUCCGUCACCUGGGCCAAAGGUGACAUCUUGAAACCUAACACCUACACUCCUUACCUAAAAGACGCCGAUGCAGUCGUACACACAAUGGGCAUCUUAUUGGAGGCGGACUACAAGGGAAUCCUUUCGGGCAAGGAUAGUAUAUGGACUGGCUUGUCCCGAGCUUUCAGUUCUACGAAAGCUGGCAGUACCAAUAACCCUCGAGACCGGAAACCAGGCGAAGAAUUGGGAAAAGGAGAAAAAGAGGGGCAAAUCACUUAUGAGCUCAUGAACAGAGACUCGGCCAUCGCUUUGGCACAGGAGGCGGAAAGAGCAGGAGCUAAGACGUUCGUCUACAUAUCCGCCGCCGCCGGAGCGCCCAUGCUGCCCUCCAGAUAUAUCACGACGAAACGCGAAGCCGAGAGUUCAAUAGCAAGCUCCAUGAUCAAACUGAGAAACAUUUUCAUACGACCAGGCUUCUUAUGGGAUAGCAGCCGAAAGUUCACUCUUCCCGUCAUGGCGUCGGGAAUGGUCGGAAGUACAGUGAACGGCUUGGUUGGAGGCAGUUUGAGUGGCAUCUUCGGUGCAGCUGUUGAAAAGCCUCUGAAAGCAGAUCUGGUCGCAGAUGCCGUCGUAGAAGCCAUUGCAGACGACUCGGCGAAAGGCGCCGUGGAUACCAAGCACAUCGAAGCCCUGGCCGCGAAGGCCUGGAGGAAGACAAUGCUUUGA